CGCAGCGUCGGCAGCAGAGGUCGCGCACAGAUGCGGGUUAGACUGGCGGGGGGAGGAGGCGGAGGAGGGAAGGAAGCUGCAUGCAUGAGACCCACAGACUCUUGCAAGCUGGAUGCCCUCUGUGGAUGAAAGAUGUAUCAUGGAAUGAACCCGAGCAAUGGAGAUGGAUUUCUAGAGCAGCAGCUGCAGCAACAGCAGCCUCAGUCCCCCCAGAGACUCUUGGCUGUGAUCCUGUGGUUUCAACUGGCGCUGUGCUUUGGCCCAGCACAGCUCACGGGUGGGCUCGAUGACCUCAGCGUGUGUGCUGAUCCAGGCGUUCCAGAGAAAGCUUCCGGAACCCCCAGUGGAGGCGUUUUCUUCGAAAGUUCUGUAACCCGGUUUCACUGCCAAGACGGAUUCAAACUGAAGGGCUCUACCAAAAGACUGUGUAAAUAUUUUAAUGGGACCCUAGGCUGGGUCCCGAGCGACAGGACCCGUCUGCAUACAAGAAGCUGUCUGUGGAGCCCAGAGGUGUUGGAGCCCCCAGAGCUGGAGAUGCAGGUCACCAUGCACAACAUGAGUCCUUCAGGACCUGGAGCCUGGGUGAAAGCACCUGGUCGCAUGGAAAUGCUGAAAUUGGCCAAAGACCGAGAGUACACUUUGUUGGCACAACCAUUGCAGACCUGUGAGAUCAGGAUGCCAGCCACCAGCUGGGCCUCUGCUUUGGUAAAACCACCAGAGAGGUUUAACUGGGAACACUUUCCUGGGGGUAACACCCUUCCUGUGAAGAAGGGGCUCCUCAUUCCUGUUUCGGUGCCUUCAAAGGCAGGAGCCCACAGUCUGGAAGAUGCCACACAGCAGGUGGCAUGCAGUCACACCCUGCAGACUGCCAGCCUCCCCCAAAUUGAAGAUGCUGAGAUUCAUAACAAGACAUAUAGACAUGGAGAUAAGUUGAUUAUCACCUGUCAUGAGGGAUUCAAGAUCCGGUACCCUGACCUAUACAACAUGGUUUCAUUAUGUCGUGAUGAUGGAACAUGGGAUAACCUGCCCAUCUGUCAAGGCUGCCUGAGACCUCUAGCCUCUUCCAAUGGCUACGUGAACAUCUCGGAGUUCCAGACCUCCUUCCCCGUGGGAACUGUGAUAGCCUAUCGCUGCUUCCCUGGAUUUAAACUCGAGGGUUCUGAGUACAUUGAAUGCUUACACAACCUUAUCUGGUCAUCCAGCCCACCCCGGUGCCUUGCUCUGGAAGUUUGUCCACUACCUCCUAUGGUGAGUCACGGAGAUUUCAUCUGCCACCCGAGGCCUUGCGAGCGCUACAACCAUGGGACCGUGGUAGAGUUCUAUUGUGAUCCCGGCUACAGCCUCACCAGUGACUACAAGUACAUCACCUGCCAGUAUGGAGAGUGGUUCCCUUCCUACCAAGUCUACUGCAUCAAAUCAGAGCAAACGUGGCCCAGCACCCACGAGACCCUCCUGACCACGUGGAAGAUCGUAGCAUUCACGGCCACCAGCGUGCUGCUGGUGUUACUGCUCGUCAUCCUGGCGAGAAUGUUCCAGACCAAGUUCAAGGCCCACUUCCCCACCAGGGGUCCUCCCAGGAGCUCCAGCAGCGACCCUGACUUCGUGGUAGUGGACGGUGUGCCUGUCAUGCUUCCGACCUAUGAUGAGGCUGUGAACGGAGGCUCGAGUGCCUUAGGCCCCGGGUACAUGGCCUCUGUGGGCCAGGGCUGUCCUCUACCUGUGGACGACCAGAGCCCUCCAGCAUACCCGGGCUCCGGGGACACGGACACGGGUCCUGGGGAGUCAGAAACCUGUGAGAGCACCUCGGGUUCUUCUGAACUGCUCCAGAGUUUAUAUUCAGCCCCCAUGUGCCAAGGGGCCAGCCACCCUGCCCCAGAUACCCCUGACACGAUUUCGAGCACAGCAGGGGAGGUGGCAUCCACCAGCCCAGGCAUCGACAUCGCAGAUGAGAUCCCUCUCAUGGAAGAAGAUGCCUAGCCGGGCCAAGUCGUGGUCAUUCCACUGUUCCCUUUGGGGGAAAGAGCCUUGACCCUUGGAGUGAGGCCACAGGCAGACAGAGCCUGGGGGAGACCCGGGCGUUUUCUAAUCUAUCUGCGUGGGGACAGUGAUCACACCACACGUCUCCAACAGGACUGCAGGUCUAAUAACCAGCAGUGACAGUGCUUUUCAAUGAGACCCACAGGUUUGUCACAGCAGGGAACCAAGGACUCUCUGCAUCCCCCCCCAUGACAGCAUUGAGCGUCUCUUGCUCCAGAGCGUGAUACAGUGCCGCACACAUCCCAACGAAUUACAUAUCUUGUUGGCUUGUGUUAACAGCACUCCCCGCCCCUCUGACAGCAUGUCACAUUGUGUCAAUCCGCUUCUAAAAUCUGCUUUGAACUGUCUAGGGACUCUAGAUCUGGACAGUUCUGCCACUGUAGAAAGCCCAUGUUAAUCGGCCAGCCCAGGAGCAGAUCCUUCUCCUGUCCCUUGUUAGUAAGGGACAGACUCUCAAGGCAAGACUCUCAUGUACACCUACAUCAGGACCACUGUCAAAGCAGGAUGGGCGGUUCGAAUGAGAAACGAAAGAAAGAAGAAGCCAACUCUGCUUUCUGGAGAUUACCUCACGCAGAGUGCCCCUCCCCCCACACCCAUGCCCUGUGCUGUCCUCUGGUGACCAGCAUCCGUAUCCCUAUCCGUCCGUGGUCUGGCAGUGGAUCCAUGGCGUGGGAUAAACCUGUGGCUUUCCUUGGUGAGAACACAUCUUGUGGUGGACCAGGAAACUUGGUCAGGAUUGGUUUGGGUAUUUCAGAGAGACACCACUCACAGCCUUCCUCUGUGGGUCAUUGUUUUCACAUUGUCCCUGAUCCUAAAACUUAACCGUGCUUUUAUUUUCCCAAACGGAAAGUGUCUGUAAAACACAUUCUGCAUCCGAAGAAAGUGUAAGUCAGAUGUUUUGCGCCCCCUGACCCCCCCCCGCCCAGCUCUCUGUUUUGUCCUGCAAAGUCUGAAGGCUGGCCUCCCAGCCCCAAGUCACCCGGCUAUCUUGCUUUCAGGGGGCCUUUGGCCCUGUCUGCCUGCCAUCCUGCAUUCCUCCUGUGAGGGUCUCAUGACGCCCACUGGGUGUUGUGCCUAAGAAAUGGAUUGGUUUUUAGAGAAUCCCCAGUGCAGAAGCGUCUCUUCUGCAAAUACAUGUUGGUCUGUGG
Molecule: messenger RNA, 3185 nt
Organism: Arvicola amphibius (Eurasian water vole)
Lineage: Eukaryota; Metazoa; Chordata; Mammalia; Rodentia; Cricetidae
Gene: Susd4
Product: sushi domain containing 4
Biological process (GO): negative regulation of complement activation, classical pathway; negative regulation of complement activation, alternative pathway
Source: RefSeq, a predicted model, not a curated record